Messenger RNA from Aethina tumida (small hive beetle), 4275 nucleotides. It is a transcript of the gene ninaC, whose product is annotated as neither inactivation nor afterpotential protein C. Gene Ontology annotation, biological process: protein phosphorylation. Lineage: Eukaryota; Metazoa; Arthropoda; Insecta; Coleoptera; Nitidulidae. Gene Ontology annotation, cellular component: myosin complex. Gene Ontology annotation, molecular function: cytoskeletal motor activity; protein binding; ATP binding. The transcript has 9 exons. The record is from RefSeq and is a predicted model, not a curated record. The coding region runs from base 42 to 4238 and encodes 1398 amino acids.
UCACUCCUCCUCGUUCUCUGCACCACUUAAAAGGGACGAAGAUGAAGGUGUCAAAGGUUGAUUUCAACAGGCUGUCCGAUCCGGGCAACAAGUACCAGCUAGAGGAAUGCCUGAGUCGUGGCGUAUUCGGUCGCAUUUACAAAGGAAGGGACAAACAGACAAGCAAAUGUGUGGCCGUUAAGAUACAAAAGUUGGUGGCCGAUACGAAAGUCUAUGUCGAAAAGGAGUAUACGAUUCUUAAAGACUUUACAGAUCACAUGAAUCUCGUCGACUUUUACGGUUGUUACAGGAAAAACGACGAAGUUUGGCUCGUGCUGGAGUUAUGCGAUGGAGGGCCUAUAAUCGACGUAGUGAACGAAUUGAUAGGAAGAAACCGUCGACUUUCUGAAGAGCAUAUCGCUCACGUGCUAAAAGAAACGGUCAAGGCGCUAAUCUACCUGCACCAGAACAAAAUAAUCCACCGGGACGUGAAGGCCAAAAACAUACUGCUCACAAAAGACGGAGAAGUAAAACUGACCGACUUCGGACUUUGUCACACCCUCAAGAGUACCCUGGACAAAACCGGAACCAGUUUGGGGUCACCAUGCUGGAUGGCACCUGAAGUUGUCACGGCCACUGAGGAAAAUCAAUAUGGAAGUCGUGUUGAUGUUUGGGCUUUAGGAAUCACUGCUAUAGAAUUGGGAGAUGGCAAAGCGCCGAUGCAAGACGUGCAUCCCACCAGAGUUCUAUUUCAGGUUGUACGAAAUCCUCCUCCGACCCUUUACAGACCAUCGAAUUGGACCCAGAACUAUAAUGACUUUAUCAAUGAGUGUUUAAUAAAAAAUCAAGAAUAUAGACCGUACAUGGAAGAACUUAUAGAACAUCCAUUCUUGGAUCAAAUUCCUUCCAAUAAUUUCCAUCUUUCGUUGGAGCUUAAAAGUAUAAUAACGGAACUGGCAACAACACCAAGAAUUUGUAAAGAAAACCAGGAAGACUACCACGUAUUCCAAAACAAACUUGUCACCAAUAUCAAUGAAAUGGAAGAUCUAUUAGUUGAGGAUCUUGCAGCUUUGGAGAGAAUAACAGAAAACACAAUCUUGGAAGUUUUAGAAGCGAGGGCUAAAAAGCAACAGUUCCACACAUUUAUCGGUGAUGUUCUUUUGGUCUUGAAUGGAAACGAGCCGGAAAUCUACGGAGAAAAAUACCACAGGAAGUACUCGAUCAAAAGCAGAUCAGAAAACGCUCCUCAUAUCUACGCAAUCGCAGACACAGCUUACCAAAACGCCCAGCACCAUACCAUACAACAAAACAUCGUCUUGACGGGAGAAAGUGCAUCGGGCAAAACUAAAAAUUAUCUUCAUCUUGUCGACCAUCUGAUUUUCUUGGGCGAAAAUGAUAAUGUUAACACCACAAGAAUAACGGAAGCGAUAAAAUUGAUUCACGCCUUGACGCACGCCACGACUGCUUACAAUAAUUACUCAACGAGAUGCGUAAUGAAGACGGAAUUUGCUUUCGGAGCGUCCGGCAAAAUAACCGGCGCCAGUUUUGCCAUCGAAGCUUUGGAGAAAUGGAGGGUUUCAUCCGUGGAUGAGACUCAGGGCAACUUUCACAUGCUUUAUUACAUUUUUCACGGGUUGAAAAGGGAGGGAAAGUUGAACAUGUACAACUUGGACUCGAAUACGAUUUAUAGGUAUCUGAGGCAAGAUACGGAUGUGGAUGUGAAGAAGUUUAAAAAGAUUUUGACUUAUUUAGAUAAUUUUGAUUUUUCCUCAGAAGAAAUAGAAACUAUUUUGGCCAUUGUUUGCGCCGUUAUCAUUUUAGGAAACGUCAGAUUCGAACAAACCGAAGAUAAUGUUGCAGCUUUAGAGGAGCAAGAUUGCGUCAAAAAAGUUUCAGAUCUAUUGAAAAUUGACGAAAAAAAAUUUGCUUGGAGUCUAACAAAUUACUGUUUGCAACGGAACAAGUCGGUGGUGAGAAGAAGAAAUACAUCAGAUGAAGGGAGAGAUUCAAGAGAUGUUUUGGCUAAUACUUUGUAUCAACGAUUGGUCGAUUAUAUUGUGGGAGUCAUUAAUCAAAAAUUGGAAAUGGGAAAAGCGAUUUUCGGAGAAAAGUACACCAUUAAACUAUUGGAUUGUUUCGGAUUUGAGUGUUUCAAACAAAAUGGUCUUGAGGAACUGUUCAUUAACUGUCUUAACGAACAGUUUCAGUAUCAUUAUCUGCAAAGGUUAUUUGCAUGGGAAGCUAUGGAUGUUUUGGAUGAAGACAUAGAUUAUCAGUGUGUGAAUUUUUACAAUAAUAAAACUACGUUAGACGAACUACUCAAAAAGCCUACUGGAAUCUUUACUUCUAUUGACCAAGUUUCGAAAAUUGGAGGUGGGGGAAAAUACAUAAUCGAUUUUAUAGACAAACAAAAUUAUGCCACGAUACAAAUCAGAAAUAACUAUGAGUUUUCAAUUUGCCAUUACACUGGAAGAGUUACGUAUAAUAGUAAAGAAAUUCCGGCGAAAAAUAGGGAGUUUCUACCACCAGAAAUAACCGAGACUAUGAGGUUGUCUAAAAAUCCAAUUGUCAGAAGACUAUUCAGCAAUAAAUUAACUAAAACUGGAAACUUGUUGAUUGUUACAGAUAGCGAAAAACAAAAGGACAAGAAAGAGAAUGACUAUUCUCAGAUUAGAAGGAUGAGAACAGCUUCAACAAUCUUCAGAUCCAUCAGUUUAAAUCUGAUCCGGGACCUUUCCAGCAAUGCUGGUACUCAUUUUGUAAGGUGCGUUAGAACUAACAUUGGUGGAAAGUCAAGUUUUCAUCAUGAAAUAGUCAGACAACAAAUCAGAGCAAUGGCUGUUGUUGAAACCGCCAAAGCCAAACAGUGUGGUUACACCUGCAGAAUGUCUUUUUCAGAAUUUCUACGAAGAUAUAAGUUUUUAGCCUUCGACUUCGACGAAACCGUUGAAAUAACGAGAGAAAAUUGUAGAUUAUUGUUGAUAAGGUUAAACAUGGAAGGUUUUGCCAUCGGUAAAACCAAAGUAUUUCUUAAGUACUACAACGAAGAGUACUUGUCCAGAUUGUAUGAAAACCAAGUGAGGAAGAUUGUAAAAAUCCAAAGCAUCCUGAGAGGUUUCUUAGUAAAAUGUCGAUUGUCGAAACAGCAAAAAACUCAAGAAACAAAAACUGUCUACAGCGCAGCCAGAAGAAUGAGUCAAAUGACUGAAGAAGAGGCUGCUGCCAUAAUUCAACAUGCCUACAGAAAAGUGCGUGGACAAACCGAACAGUCACAAGAAUACGACUCUUUGAACAAUGAGACGAUCAAUUUCAUAAAACCUUACGCCUUGAAAUGGAAAAAUAAUAGUUUGUUUCACGUUUUGAUGCAAUACAGAGCCGCCCGAAUUCACGACCUGUUCAAUUUUGCUCAGCAGGUCCAUUUGUUCAAUUUGCAGGCUUGCAAUUUUUGCUACAAAAUUGACAAGAGGGUGGACGUUGAGGAGUUGGAUUUCAGUGCCAAUGUUUCUGAUUGGAUCGGGAAGUUUAAGCCGAAAGUGCUUAAGUUGAACUUCCGACUUAACGAUUUAGCUUUCUACGAUACGUCUGUUAUGAUUGACGAGCUUACAAAUUCAGGUGUCUCCGGUGAAAAAGAGGAGUCUUGGGAUACCCCAUAUAGAAACAUCGAGUUGAUGAGAAACAAAUCCGAGGAAAAACAAAGAGCAAUACUCACCAAACAAUCCAGUGUCAAUUCGGAAAACCUCAUCAACAUGACCUACAGCAGAGAUCCUGAAGACGUAAUCGAAUCUCUUCCAGAAUACGUGGAAGAACCGGAAGAAGUUUACACAGGAAAUACAAAAAAGGAGGAGUCAAGUCUGAAACAAAAGCAGGAAAAUGUGGAGGCGUUGAACAAAGUCAAUUUGAGAAAAAUUGGCGACCUAAGCCGUUCUGAACCAGCAAACAAGGAUUUCGAUUACAUAAAAGCAACACCUAAACCAGCUAUGAGGGCUGACCCCAUAAGUGAACUGAAAGGUUUUGGUAGAAGAAGUAGUACUAGUUCUGAUGAUCCUCCUUUUAAUUUUCAAGGGAUGCUCCGCAAGACAAAUUAUAAAAGGGAUUCGAUAAAGGAAAAGGUUGUAGAAAGUGUCAGGAGGUUUUCCUUAAAAAAAUCCGACCCUGUUUUUGUCAAUAACAACGGAGUUAAAGACGACAUGGAGUUUAAACAUGUUUCUGAAGAGUUGGCACCUGGCCUGUUCAUCGAAGGCUUCGAGAUAGCUUUGUAAUUCCGAUUUAGUUUACCUAAUAAACGUAUUAGUUUGA